Messenger RNA from Blumeria graminis f. sp. triticale, 3360 nucleotides. NCBI's taxonomy places the organism in Eukaryota, Fungi, Ascomycota, Leotiomycetes, Helotiales, Erysiphaceae. The record is from the annotation of a GenBank genome assembly.
AUGGACAACACCUCCGCUCCACUCGCAGACUAUUUCUGGAUCGCUGGCAUUGACUCACUGUCGUACAACGAUUUUCAGCAGCCAACUUCCCCAAAUAUCACCCCAAACCAGCCAUCUGUGGACGCUAUAGAAGAGGGGUGCGAAUAUGAAAGUAUUACUGAAUCUAUCAAGCAUGGCAGCGGAACCCCUCACUCUAGGAAGAGCUCCAUUAAUAGACUCAGUAAACGCAACUCGAAUAUCCAAGAGUGCGAUGACUCGGAUAUGAUGGGCAGCAAUAGAUCCUCUAUGACAAUUAAAGCGCCGCCGAACUCUUACACAUCAGGUGGUAUAUUGAACGAAGGAAACAAUGGACUUACAGAUUUUGAUUUUGAUCGGGCUCUCCGUACGUUUGCUAUGGAGCGAGAGCACUUUUUGGAUGAUUUAAGCUUUCGUGCUGGAGCACAACUCCAAGAACCGCCACCUAUGACAGAGCUUCCCCUCUCACCCAAAGUAACAGCUCGAACGCGGAGUAGUGACAGCGAAUAUAUGUCGAGCUUCCUUCAUAGCAACAAAAAAAACUCGCUAAGGAGCGUUGGAGGAAGCAUUCGCCGGCACAUUAGCUUUCGGGAUAUGAACAGUAUGAAAAAGCAGCCUUCUAUUUUGCAGAGAAAUGUGUCAAUUCGAACCACAAGACGCUUGAGUGGUUAUAAUUCUGUAAUUCCACCUCCUGAGCCCCUCAAUGCAGAUCCCGAGAUGCAUCCGUUGAAGCGUCGGUUUGAGCCUGUCCUACUCGAUAGAUACCCUCCGAAAACGGCGACUAAAGAAGUGGAGAGAAGGGGUAGAUUCCCAGACUACGUACCUAUGUUCGCAUUUCCAAAUGAUAUUAAUAUUGUAUCUGCUGAUGAGCGGCCUCGCUCAACAUGGCAUGGCUUUGCUAUGACUCUAGACGACGCAACAAAGAUUUAUGGAAUUACAAUCAUAGUUUGGAUGCCUGUAAAUGCGGACGCGGCAGAGAAUUUAGAGCGAAGGUGUGAAGAAUGGAGACAAAGUCAUAUGACCAAUGAAGAACGAGAACUAGCAGCAAGUUUAGCUGAAAGACUUGCAUCAGAGCGUGCUCAUCUGUCACAACUGUUAGCCAAAUUACCGAGUAUGAUCUCUGGGUCCAUCUCUAGAGAUGCCCUCGAAGAACAAAUUAGCACUGUUGAAGAGAAGAUUGGACUCAUGACUGAUUUGCUGCGCCCUGUACGACAUGGUGCCGCCUCUAAAAUUGAUGGACUCACCGAUGGCGAAACGGGACUCUGGAUACCGAGAGCUUAUGGGAUUCUCGGUCGUGAUGGUAGUCUUACAAGCUUCUGGAAGGAAUGGCUCAAGGCGAUAAUUGUUCCCAUGACGGAUGGUGGUGUUCUUAGGGUUCCUCCAAGCUCACCGAAAGUCGGUAGGUGGCAACCUCUUGAGAGAUAUGUUGUGAAUCUCUGCACAGAAGCCUUGAGUCCCAUGGGCUCGAAGACACAAGUCGAACUCGCUGUCAGAGACCUGAAACUAUUUGCGAGGAAAGAAGCCCCAAAUGAGCUCCCAGACUCUCGAAACACUGACCUGUACGCGCUAUUCAGGUCUCUGAGCAUUCCAAACAUCGUUUCUUUAUUCGAGUUUGCACUAUCCGAGUCAAGGAUCAUUCUUCUUUCAUCUCACACAUCCAUGUUACACCUCGCAAGUGCUGCUUUGGCAAAUCUUCUCUAUCCUUUUAAAUGGGCUAGUAUCUUUAUACCUGUACUACCUGCAAGGCUACUUUCAGCCCUAGAAGCUCCUUGCCCAUAUAUAGUUGGGAUUGAAAGAAGAUAUGAAAAUAUCGAAUUACCAGAAGAUGAUUAUGUCUUGGUUGAUCUAGACCAAAACACCAUAGAAGCUUCUGCUUCACCUGUCACGCUACCAAGGCAGCUAAGGCGGAAACUUGUUUCACUUCUUCAGUAUGCUGCUCCUCAUCACAAUCGAUGCGGUGUGCCUUUCGGUCCACCGCCAUAUGCUAUCGAAAGUUUUCCAUACAAUGCAUUUUCAUCAGAAAAUGAUGCCAUUUUCACCCAGCAUCCACCUCGGAGCACAUUCGCCAAGUACAUUAGUCAGAGUUCAUCAGCUUUUGGUGACCCUGAUUCUACGUCGGCAAAGCGAAGCUUCGUGUUCAAUGCCUUUCUGCAGUCUAAAAACGACCAUGGUCGCAGUGAAAGGCCUUCAACAAGUAAAUCAAGUCAAACGAGCCCACCGUCAUCAGUCUCGCCGAUAUCUGGAAGUUUUCCAACAUUACCUCCUACACCAGGUUCAAAGAAUGAUUCUGGAUUUGCACUGACUGCUACCUUGAGAGAAAAAAGAUCCGGUCAUUUCGAUAUGAAUUCCCGGCGCAGUUCAUCCUUUGGAAUUGAGAGACAAUCAACAUUACGAAAGCCUAGCAUUCCAUUCAACCACGGCCAUCAUGCCAGCCUUUCCACUUCUGCAUUAUCAGUUGACGCCAAAUCUAUGUAUGGUUAUGCACCUUCUUCCUACGCUGUAUCAACUUUAGCGGCAUCGACUGUUCUACCAAAUAUAUUGAUGCAACCAGUUCACAACUCAGAACUAAAUAUCUGGGUUGAGGGUCAUUGUUUUGAAUUGAAUCCUAGCGUCACCUCUUUUGUCUGUACAAUUUGUGAUGAAAAAGCAGAAACUGACGGUAUCUAUCAAUGUAACCAUUGUGGUACAUUUUCGCAUGGCCGCUGUCUUGGAAUGGUUUCCCUAGUUUGUACCGCUGCCUUCUACCCGGAUAAGGUUCGGGCUGCCUUUGUUCGUUGCUUCGCCAGUCUAUUUUACACCUACCGAAAAUUUUUGAUGAAACCCGGGAAGACAGAGAAAAAUUGCGAACCAUUAUUAUUCAAGUUUGAUAUGAAUGGUUUCAUCAAAAGUUUACCUAGUGACCAACAUACAUAUAUGAAUAUGCUAAAGCAUACACAAGCGUUGAAUGAAUUUAUUCAUGUUCGUGAAACAACCCCUCCUAGUUCACCUUCUAUCCAACUCUUUGAUAGCGUCAUAAUGGCUAAAAGAAAUCGUGGCCGUGCUUCUCUGUCCCUUUUCUCGAAGAAUAAGCAGUCAUAUUUCCUCCACAAUCAAAUGGAGCACCUCUGGCGCUCUGCGGCAGUCCCUAUACCUACAGCAAAAUUUCCAGGCGAUUAUCAUGCCGUCGUCUCACGCAUUCCGGCCAAGCUAGAUAUUUCACUAAUGCGAGAACCACGGGCAAUUCAAGGAGCGCCUCGUGUAGAUGUGGGUGGAAAGGGUAGGAGAGUUGGAAGAAAGGCAGUACCAAGUAUAUUAGGGGGAUCAGGACGCGAUCUUGUUGAUAUCGAAGACGAAAGAGUCGGGUGA